AGUAUGUCCGUGGCGUUUGACGUGUUGAUAUCGACGCAUACUGCGAUAUUUUUGUUUUUUUGUUAACAAUGACCGAGUAAAUGGAGAUGAGUGAUGUGCACGUAUUUGACUGUGAACUGUGAUAGUGGUGGUUUUUGUUUCGGAUGAUCUCAAUCGGAUUUAAGCUGAAAUUGAUCGACAUACACCAGCCGUCGCCCGUCGCUCCGCCAACAACCGAACCUAAUAUGAUCCAAGAAACUAUAUAAACCAGUGAUCCGUCGCUUAUAUAAACCAGCUCGAUUUCCGCUAAAUCAGCCUUAUACACCCGAUCGCCAGUUUCUGGAUAUUAUUUCGAACGUUCCGUUUCGCGAGUGCCAGUGUCCGCUCCAAACCCAGUCAUCCAUGAUUAUGGAGAUGACGAACGAACUAACGGUGGGCCGGUGGUACGAGUCCCCCAGGACGGGCACCUCGGCCAGUCCGGGCCAGGGCAUCGACGCCGGCAACGCCGACAUCGCCUCCGGCGUCGCCGAGCACAUGGGCACCUUCUUCCUGGACCCGUCGGGCACCCAGAGGGCCCGGUAUUACCACCAGACCAUGCACGGAUCCUACGGUAGUCACGCGUCGAGGAUGUCGUCGUCGCAGGUGUGCCGGCCGCACUUCCACGCGCCGCUGCACCCGUGGCUGUCGGACGGCGGCAAGCCGCUGGCGCACUCGAGCCCUUGGGUGCCGUUCGGCGGCGGCGAUCCGGACAAGUCGCAGUCGCCGAGUUCGGCGCCGUCGCAGGCGCACAACAUCUUCUCGUUUCCGCCGACGCCGCCGAAGGAUUCGACGCCGGACUCGGUGGCGCCGUCGGGCGGUGGUGGUGGAGGAGGAGGCGGCGGCGGGCCGGAGUACCAGAGCGCCGUGUCGGCGGCGAUGGGGGCGUUCAUGCACGAGAACGCGCAGAGCUGCGCGUUGGACGUGAAGCCGUCGGGCGUGAGCGCGGCUAACAAGCCGCGGGAAGGUGAAUAUGAAGGGGGCACCACCUCCGGCAUGUUUAAUGGUAACUUUGAGGGCACCUACGGGUCUGCGUAUGCCCACGGUAUUCACGCGGGGGCGUACUCGCCCCAAAAUAAGCAGCAUCUGGGCGGUUCGGGGGGACAGAGCGUUCAGUCCCCCAACAAGCCCCGGAAUAAAUCUAGAACUAGCGCGGAGGGCAGAGAGUGCGUGAAUUGCGGAGCGACGAGCACGCCAUUGUGGAGAAGGGACGGCACCGGACACUACCUCUGUAAUGCCUGUGGUCUGUAUUACAAGAUGAACGGACAGAACAGACCUCUCAUCAAACCUAAAAGAAGACUGAGUUUGCAGAGCGCCGCUCGAAGGGCAGGUACGAGUUGCGCCAAUUGCAAGACCACGACGACGACCCUUUGGAGGCGCAACCAAAACGGCGAGCCCGUUUGCAACGCCUGCGGACUGUACUUUAAGCUGCACAACGUGAACAGGCCGCUGACGAUGAAGAAGGAGGGCAUCCAGACGAGGAAUCGCAAGCUGUCGUCGAAGAGCAAAAAGAAAAAGAGCGGCGCUUCGUGCCUGUCGCUGAACAUGAUGGGCGACAUGAUGAAGCCGCUGGACGGCGGCAAGGGCGGCUUCGGCGGCGGCUUCGGGGCGGGCAUGGGCGGCGGGCAUCCGCACCUCAACGCCGCCCUGCACCCGCACCACGCCAUGAGCCACUGGUACCAGCACCAGCACACGCAGGGCUUCGUGUCGGGGCCGCCGCCGCCCGCGCCGCCCCCGGCCGCCUCCUAUCACCAUCACAUGAGCUCGCUCAGCGCCGCCGGAUUGGGACUCACGUCCAACGGAAUGACGAGUUGGAGGUCGGAGUACACGUGAUAAGGAGGAGCCCAAGGAGCCUUUGGAGGAAUUUAAUUUAUGAAAGCGAUUUUUUGUAGAUGUAGCUCCUGAGAUGGUAAAAUUGAGAAUUAUUAUAAAGAAACCCGUUUUAAAGUGAUGAUUGUGAGGCCGGUGGGGGCGGCGCCGCCCGUGCUUGUAUUUAAUUGUAAAUUUUGUAAAAAAAAUAUAAUAUGGGAAACACGUCGGGGCGGCGGCGGCCCGACGGGCUCGUUUGUAUAAAAUUUAAGUACAAAAAAAACGAAGUUUGUAAUGUAUUGUAAAUAGUUGUAGUUUGUCUAAAAUAAUUUUUAAUACAGAUGAUGAUUUGUAAAAAGUAAAAUAAAGAAUUUAAAAAAAAAGAUACCUAUGUGCAAUCUUUACGUAAAAAAAGUAUUUAUAUAUAAUUGUGUGGGUGAGAUUACAAAUAACAGAAAAUUGUGACGGAUUUUCUCGUGAAAUUUUAUGUCUUAAUGGCGUUUGUGUUAUUUAAAUCGAAAUUAUUAAAUUACAUCGACCUAUAAUUGUAAAUAAAUACUUCCUCUAACAGCCUAUAUAUUUAUUUGUAAAUUAGUUUUUUAAGACCUAAAAUUUCAUCACGGAUCGAUGUUAAGAUAUAUUUAUAGACUGCAAAUAUUGUAAAUACAUUUUUGAAUCGUACAUUUAAAUGCCGACCAAUUUUUCGUUCGUCGAAAAAUACAUUAAAAAAAAUAUCUUUCGUAUUUAAUUUAAAAUUCAACGAUCGCAUUACAUUUUUUUUUUUGAAUUUUAAAUUACGUAUUGAAUGGGAAAAAAUCCAAUCGCCAUGUUCGUGUAUAAUUGUAGCAUUUUCGUUGAAUUGACUUAAUUUAUUUUGUUAUCGUUUAGCAAUAAAAAGGCGGAUUAAGUUUUCGUUGUAUUUCUUAUUUUUCUCGUACACAAAACGCAAUUCAACAUAGACAUAAUUAAAUAAAUGAAUUCAA
Phyllotreta striolata is the source of this 2807-nucleotide messenger RNA. The record is from the annotation of a GenBank genome assembly. Lineage: Eukaryota; Metazoa; Arthropoda; Insecta; Coleoptera; Chrysomelidae.